AUGCGUUUCGCCGCUGCUACCAUCGCUCUCCUGCUGGCUGUUGCCUCAGCCACUCCUGUCCCUGACGUGAACGAGGCGAGCCUCGACAGGGAGCCUGAAAGCAGGACCAUCGUCGACCUCGGCUUCCUCCAGGCUCACGAGACUCGCGAUGUCAACAUCGCUGACGUCUGGCCUCAUGACCACCAGAGUGGCAUCUUCAAGGCUGGUAAUGGCUACUACAAGAGAAUCGUCACCGGCCUCGUCAUUAAUGGAGUCAACGUCGCUGUGACCGCUUGGUUCAACGACAUCCAUACACUCUUCUUGCAGUUCGAUGCCGCCUUCCCCAACGCCCCUAACUUCAUCUUCGCCGGAUUUGAGGAUGUCUCUACCGGCGUGGAGCGCGCCCCCUGGAGAAUUAGCUGGGAUGAGAUUUACAGCCUGGCCAUCAAGCCCGGUGAAAGAUUCCAGUUUGACAACUCCUUCGUCAUGUGGUGGAAAUAA
Molecule: messenger RNA, 480 nt
Organism: Colletotrichum scovillei
Lineage: Eukaryota; Fungi; Ascomycota; Sordariomycetes; Glomerellales; Glomerellaceae
Exons: 4
Coding region: 1-480 (159 amino acids)
Source: RefSeq, a predicted model, not a curated record